Messenger RNA from Aspergillus affinis, 3252 nucleotides. RefSeq names its product acetyl-CoA synthetase-like protein. The coding region runs from base 1 to 3252 and encodes 1083 amino acids. The transcript is spliced from 9 exons. Gene Ontology annotation, molecular function: CoA-ligase activity. The record is from RefSeq and is a predicted model, not a curated record. NCBI's taxonomy places the organism in Eukaryota, Fungi, Ascomycota, Eurotiomycetes, Eurotiales, Aspergillaceae.
AUGAUCUUUUCCUCCACGCGACCGCGUCUUCCGAUCCCUGCCAAUCUCCCCAUCUGGGACUUCCUGUUCGACUCGGAAUACUCGCCUCUUCGUCGCGUCCACCCGACCGGAUUGGGCGCCUUCAUCAACGCCGCGACUCAUGAACGAAUCCGCUACGACGAAGUCAAGGACUACACUACUUAUCUAUCCACUGCACUAGUUCGCAAUUAUGGCCUCGAGAAGGGCGAUACGGUAGCCUUGUUUAGUCCAAACACGAUCUGGUAUCCUGUUGCGAUGCUUGCGACGGUUCGCGUUGGCGGGAUUGUAUCCGGAGCCUCCCCUGCAUACAACGUCGAAGAAAUGACCUAUGCUUUAAAGACUGCCAAGGCGAAGUAUCUGAUGACGGUCCCCUCUUCGAUGGAAGUUGCUAUUCCAGCGGCCAAUAACGCGGGUAUCCCCGCCGAUCGCAUCUUCCUGCUGGAGGGAGCGGAAGAUGGGUAUAUGAACGUCCAGGAGCUCUGCGAUAUCGGAAAGAGCUUUGGUGACGAUGGACAGGUCGCACCGUUUGAAUUAACAGACGGGCAAUCGAACCGUGACGUAUGUGGGUUUUUGAGCUUCAGUAGCGGGACCACCGGGCUUCCCAAGGCAGUGAUGAUCGCCCAUCACAAUGUCAUCGCACAGUGCAUGCAGGUGCAACAGCUCAUGUCGCCCGAUUAUAAGAAGUCACUGGCAGUGCUACCACUCUUUCAUAUCACCGGCCUCGUGCAUCAAAUGCAUCUUCCUGUCCUUCUGAACACACAAGUUUACAUGCUCCCGUCCUUCGAUAUGACCAGUAUGCUCGACACUGUCGUCAACAACAAGAUCACGGAGCUCCUGCUGGUACCGCCGAUUUUGAUCCGACUCCUACAAGACCCCAGUGCGGCCAAGUAUGAUUUGUCUCACGUGAAAGCGUUCACAUCUGGAGCUGCCCCGAUCGCUGAAGAGUUGCUUCAAAAGCUGGAAAAUCGGUAUCCGGGGAUCGGUUUCAAACAGGGAUACGGCAUGACGGAAUCAUGCAGUUGUAUCACGAUGCAUCCGCUCGACAAACAAUCCUAUCGGUAUGCCCAUCGGGCGGGGACUAUUGUCGCCAAUACAGAAGUGAAAAUAGUAGACUGGGAAACUGGCCGCGAGUCGGGCUACAAUGAGCCGGGAGAAAUCCUGGCACGAGGACCACAGGUUGUGAUGGGAUAUUUAGACAACGACGAAGCCACGCGCGAGACAUUCGACGCUGAAGGGUGGUUGCACACUGGAGAUAUCGGGUUCAUGGACGAGGAAGGUUUUCUAACCAUCACCGACCGUAUUAAAGAGAUGAUCAAAGUCAAGGGGAUUGGUGUGUCCCCGGCUGAGCUGGAAGACCUGCUCCUUGGCCGGGAUGAUAUUGAAGAUGCGGCCGUAACUGCGAUCCCGGAUGAUUAUUCAGGAGAAAGACCGAAAGCAUACGUGGUCCUUCAAUCAACCGAGAGAGAAAGAUUAGGCAGCGGUUUCGGGCUAGUGGAUGUAGGCAGAGACAUAAUCGAGUACGUGCGAGCGAAGAAAGUCCGUCAUAAAUGGAUUGUGGAGGUGGAGUUUGUCAACGAAGUUCCAAAGAGCGCCAGCGGGAAGAUCCUACGAAGAGUCCUUCGAGACAUGGAAAAGAAGGGAACCUCUGGGAAGCGACUGGUGGUGCGAGAUGAGAGGAUUCUCAGAGCCUCGGAAAUUAGCCAGAUACCCAGUACCUCUAGCAAGAUGCGGCCACUUGUUCAGGAGGAAGACAAAGACGAUCUCGUUUUCGUGCACAUCUCCCGUCCGGAUGACUUGAAGGCCAAGAGUACACGGCGUACGAUUCGACGACAUGCUAUGCGAGAAAUUGGAAAGUCUAGACGGUCGCGCAAGCGACCGCAGACAUGGGAGCUAUCUUUGAAAGAUGAGGUUCUUGAUGAUGGUAGGAGUUCAACCAGCUCAUCGCAGGACGAGUUGACUCCAUAUUCUGCACGAAAGCCCAUCCUGUUCGACCCGUACAAUACGUCGUACUACCCAAUUCAACUGAACGAUCGAAUCAAACAGCUCAUCCAUUUCAUGAGUGCCGAUUCAGAUUAUGUUUUCCGACCAUUUCGAGCGAUCUGGUUCUCGAUGGCCAUGACAGACGCUAGCGCCUUCCUUGUAUCAUUGGCGAACGCUGCGAUGUUCCUGGAUCAGAUUCACCAAAGAAAAGCAUAUCAAUACGAGAAAAGCGUCGAAUGCUUGACUUUUUAUGGCAAAUGUGUCAAGGAGGUAACACGCCGGUUGGAAAACUCGAAUGAUCGUAAGGUCAUGCUCACCACUUUGAAGCUUUAUGUUGGGACCUUGGCGCGCUCACGGGCUCACUUGGCGGGAGUUCAGCGGAUUAUCCAGGUGCGCGGAGGAUACGACGGACUUCACGAGACUACUCCGCUUUUCGUUCCAUGGUUUGAUGUCAUUACAAGUGUAGUCGAGGACCUUUCUCCUCGAUUUGCCGGUUUUGACCCGGACAUAAUAAAGCUUUUCGAUUCGGAAUCCGAGGAGAUCUACACGCCUCCGUUCCUGCGAUACUUAGUUUCUGACAUCGCGUUGCAUCAUCCAGUCUUCGAGGACGUUAGUACGGCAUUCGAAAAGGUUGCCAUCGGGGUCAAAUACCUCAAUGACAAUUCACAUCAGCCGCCGGGUUACUGGAAGAACGAAGAGAGCAUCAUCGCCAUCAAAAUUUUCGGUCCAGUGACGCAUUUUCUGCUUUCGAUGGAUAGACCGGUGUACCCAACGCCAACAAGUAACCAUUCGACCAAGAUUGAGCCGCUCAGCGACGAUGAUGGCAAAGAGGUGAAGACAGCCAAAUCCGCUGAGUUCACGAAAGAGAUGAUCCGACUAUCGAUACUCAUCAUGCUCGCGACGAUCAAGAAUGAUUUGUUUCAAUUGGCCGCACGAGAAGCAAACUUCCUCCGUAAAAAACUAUCGAAGGUAAUCGACUGCCUGCGAGACAUUCAAAGCGCUUCGACGUCCCUUUGGAAAAUCCAGCUCUGGGCCUUGGUUAUCGUUUCACUCGUUGAGAUGUCGGACCCUAUUUCUGUUCCCGGUGAGGCCGGGUACGUUGACAAUAUCUGUCGUCUGAUGGAGCUGCUCUGCAUCAUGACCGGUCGCGAGGCGAUCGAUCUAGUGAAAGACAUUCUCUGGGUGAACAGCAUCUGGGAUUCGGUGACUGUGGAUGACCUCGUCUCUCAGAUUGACGGUCACCUUUACUCAUAG